Messenger RNA from Ceutorhynchus assimilis (cabbage seed weevil), 1350 nucleotides. NCBI's taxonomy places the organism in Eukaryota, Metazoa, Arthropoda, Insecta, Coleoptera, Curculionidae. The record is from the annotation of a GenBank genome assembly.
AUGUGGUACGUCGUUGUAUUUACACAAGAGAAUACUGUAUCAGUUGUACCAGCCUCUUGGUAUGUAGAACUGAGUGGAGAAUGCUUUUGGCCCCCUUCAAAAAUAAAGAGGAAUACCCUCGAAAAGUUGAUCAAACGCAAAGAACUCCCAGAGAAUGACUGGAAGGCUUUUAAGGCAAAAAUUUUAACCAAAUGUAAGAUAAAACCUAUAAUUAUUGAUUACAAACAAGCUUUAUCUAAGGUCCAUAAGGCAUAUGAGAAGGCUAAAUUGUCAACAACCGAUGAAAAUGAAAAUGUUGGAAAGGGAAAGCGAAAAAGAAAACCACAUACCUACAGGAACUUUCAUUAUAGUUCGUCUGAAGCUGAUGAAAGCGGUUCUUCAGAUAAUUCUCUGUCAUUCCCAGAAUUUGGUGCUAGCACCCCAGGACCGAGUGGACUUUCUCAAGCACAAGAUGAUAACGAUACAAGUUACGAAGAAGACACUUCUCGAAAGCAGUUAAGCAUUGGCAGCAGGUCUUCACAACAAAACCGGUUGAAUGCAACUCCUAAUUUAAUUUUUAGAACCUCCCAGAUACAAAAUUGUUCAGAGCGAAGAACAGAUGAAGAAAGAAGUUCUUCUGGAUCACAACUGGAAAAUUUCCUGAAUCGGCCAACCAGAACCUCUGAACCUAAUGAUGUACUUCCUGAAAGAAAUUUGAAGUUUCAUCAAGAUAAUUUGUCCGUGCCAGAAACACAAAAACAUGGAGAAUCUGCUACAGUAGAUAAUUCUGCUGAUAAAAUUUUGAAAGUAUUAAAACAAAUGCACGCUAAUUCAUCAGAAUUCAGGGUGCAAGUUUUAAGGAAACUAAAAAUACUAAAUUUGAAGAUAAAUGAACUCGGAACAUCAAUUGAAAAAUUGGAAAGUGGUGAUAACAUCAACCAGUUAGAUCAAAAUUUGGAUAAUAAAUUUAUUGAUCUAUUUCCCUUGGACAUUGAAAAACUUAAUAGCCUUGAAAAUCGUUUGAAUAACGAAAUUGAAAUGAAGAAAAUGAUAAAGUAUUUAAGUCGAGUUGGAGGCAGUGAUGUACCUGAAAUUGUAAAACGAUUGAUGUAUAAAUUGUUAACAAAUGAAGUUGGAAAUUUAUUCAGUUGGGAUGGAGCCAAAGGAAAGAGAAAAUUCAAAUGUUUAAAGUUAGCCAAUGUCAUUUUAGGUAUGCCAAUGUGUAAGAAUAUAUGUAAUAUGUCUGAAGCCGAUAUUAUUGUCUACAUAAAAAAAUGGUUGGUGCGAUCAAAGGAUCGCAUGCAUCUGGAAGAUAAGCGAAGAAGACGGAAUGAAAAUCAGGAAGAAGAGGACGGAAAUGAUACUAUGUAA